AUGUCGACGCCGGCGGACGGCGCGGCGUACUGGCUCCGGUGGCAGGUGUUGGUGUGCGGCGCGCUCAUCGCCGUGCCCACGGCGCUGGCGGCGGCGCUGCUGCCGCGGCUGCGGAGGUCGGUGGCGCCGCUCCGCGCCACGGACCUCUGGCUCCCCUGCUGGCCCCGCCUCCACCCGGGCUGGCUCCUCGGCUACCGCGCCUUCGCGCUCGCCGCCGCCGCCGCGCUCCUCGUCCGCGACAUCGUCCCCCACGGCCCCAGGGUCUUCUUCUUCUACACCCAGUGGACCUUUUUAUUAGUCACCAUAUAUUUUGCGGUUGCGACUGCUAUAUCAGCUCAUGGAUGUUGGUCAUACUCAAAGAAAAGCUUGAGAAAAGCUGAUGAAUAUGGCGAUGUUGAAAAUCGUGACCUCUCAGCUUCUAUUUCUGGAGAUAGGAAAAACGGUGAGAUAGACAAGAUGGCAAGCUAUUAUGAACAAAUAGCAAAUGAGAAAAGAGCUGCUUUCUGGGGACGUUGUAUGCAAAUCAUCUACCAGGCUAGUGCAGGAGCGACAAUGUUGACUGAUGUCACAUUUUGGGGACUCCUUGUGCCAUUCUUUUACCGUGAUAAGUUUGGGCUUUCCAUGGUCACUGAUGGCAUGCACUCUGUAAAUGCUGUUCUCCUACUCAUAGACACACUUCUCAACAAUAUGCCUUUUCCCUGGUACCGGAUCGCUUUCUUCGUAUUUUGGAGUUGCUCCUAUGUGACCUUCCAGUGGGUCAUUCAUGCUUCUGGAGCUUUAUCCUGGUGGCCUUACCCGUUUCUCGACCUUGCAUCGCCCGGGGCUCCGCUAUGGGUACCUCGCCAUGGCCGUCGCUCAUGUCCCUUGCUUCUCUGCGUAUUGGCUGGUUGUCAAGGCGAAGCGCGCUUACUUCCCAAGGAUGUUCCCACAGGCUUACGUGAGGACAAGUUAGAGCCUCCAUCUAGUCAUGGAUCAUACUCCCAGUAG
This is a messenger RNA of Triticum turgidum subsp. durum (durum wheat), 987 nucleotides long. Lineage: Eukaryota; Viridiplantae; Streptophyta; Magnoliopsida; Poales; Poaceae. The record is from the annotation of a GenBank genome assembly.